AUGGCCAAGAGCCGCGGGGGCGGCGGGCCCGGCUCGCCCGGCGGGAGCCUGGCUGGCACCCGGGAGAGCUUGGCCGAGCCGGGCGGCGACGAGCUCAGCUCCCUCGGCUCCGACUCGGAGGUGAACGGCGGCGGUGGCCCCGAAGAGCGGCGCGUCGACAAGUUCGGAUUUAUCGUGGGCAGCCGCGGCGCCGAGGGGACACCCUGCAGGCUGGAGGAGGUGCCCUUGGAGGUGCUACGGCAGCGAGAGUCCAAAUGGCUGGACAUGCUCAACAACUGGGACAAGUGGAUGGCCAAAAAACACAAGAAGAUCCGGCUGCGGUGCCAGAAGGGGAUCCCACCCUCGCUGCGGGGCCGAGCCUGGCAGUACCUCUCUGGGAGCAAGGUCAAGCUGGAACAGAACAUGGGCAAGUUUGAUGAACUGGAUCUCCUCCCGGGUGAACCGAAGUGGCUGGACGUGAUCGAGCGAGAUCUCCAUCGGCAGUUCCCCUUCCACGAGAUGUUUGUCUCACGUGGAGGCCAUGGGCAGCAGGACCUGUUCCGGGUACUGAAGGCAUACACCCUGUACCGCCCGGAGGAGGGCUACUGCCAGGCCCAGGCACCCAUCGCCGCCGUCCUGCUCAUGCACAUGCCAGCUGAGCAAGCAUUCUGGUGCCUGGUACAGAUCUGUGAGAAGUAUCUCCCUGGCUACUACAGCGAGAAGCUGGAGGCCAUUCAACUGGAUGGGCAGAUCCUCUUCUCGCUGCUGCACAAGGUCUCACCUGUGGCCUACAAGCACCUGAGCAAGCAGAAGAUCGACCCCAUCCUCUACAUGACGGAGUGGUUCAUGUGCGCCUUCUCCCGCACCCUGCCCUGGAGCUCUGUCCUGCGUGUCUGGGACAUGUUCUUUUGUGAAGGGGUGAAAAUCAUCUUCCGGGUGGGCCUCGUGCUUCUCAAACACACCCUGGGCUCCUCGGACAAGCUCAAGUCGUGCCAGGGCCAGUACGAGACCAUGGAGAGGCUGAGGGCCCUCAGCCCCAAGAUCAUGCAGGAGGCCUUCCUGGUGCAGGAGGUGAUCGAGCUGCCGGUGACGGAGCGUCAGAUCGAGCGGGAGCACCUGAUCCAGCUGAAGAAGUGGCGGGAGGCGCACGGGGAGCUGCAGUGCAAGUCCCCCCCGCGCCUGCACGGGGCCAAGGCCAUCAGCGAGGCUGAGCCCCCUCCCCGCAAGGCGCUGGAGCCAGUCCCCUCCAUCAUCGUGCCCCCGGGGCCUGCCCCCGUGCCCAAGGCCCGCAAGAGCAAGGAGAAGAGCCGAGAGAAGAGCCCAGCUGGCCCCACCAACGGCCCCGGGGCUGAGGGCAACGGAGUGCCCGGCUCGGCCCGGGAGCUGCUGCACCCCCAGGUCUCCCCCCACCACCAGUCCAAGGAGAGCCUGAGCUCCCGGGAGAGCGAGGACACGUACUUGUAGGGCCAGCAUGGCCGUGGGGCCCUACCCUGGGCAGCUGGGCUGCGCACGGACCCCGGGCUCAAGGACACCCACCUAUGGGGGCUGUGCAGGGACCCGUGGCACCCAGUGCUGGGGGCUCUGGGCUGGAGAGAUGGGGACAGGCUGGCCGGUGUGGCUCCCUGGGGACACUGUAUUCCCCGUGUGCAGGGGUGCUCAAAGUCAGGGUGUCCAUCCAUGGGAGCUCAGCCGGCUGUGGUGACCAAAAGGGGCAGCUCAGGGCUUGUGCUGGGUGCCCAUCCCAGCAGGGUGCUGGCACCAGGAGCUGUGGGGGCCCUGGCAGGGGGUGGCUGAGCCACCUGAGCUCCUUCCCCAUGGCUGUGGGAGCCCGUCGGGCACUUCUCCCUGUCCCAGAGUCCCUCAAUCCACCACCUAAGGGUCCCUCCUGCAGCCCUCAACCCUGUGGCCACCCAGCAGACCCAGGCCCCAUCCCCGAGCACGCGUGCCUGGUGCAGGGGGACUGGGGGUAUGCGAGGA
Messenger RNA from Indicator indicator, 1956 nucleotides. RefSeq names its product TBC1 domain family member 10A (gene TBC1D10A). The transcript is spliced from 9 exons. The record is from RefSeq and is a predicted model, not a curated record. The coding region runs from base 1 to 1443 and encodes 480 amino acids. Lineage: Eukaryota; Metazoa; Chordata; Aves; Piciformes; Indicatoridae.